This is a messenger RNA of Verticillium nonalfalfae, 1128 nucleotides long. RefSeq names its product NADH-ubiquinone oxidoreductase 40 kDa subunit (gene NUO40). Bases 1 to 1128 code for a protein of 375 amino acids. Gene Ontology annotation, molecular function: protein-containing complex binding. The record is from RefSeq and is a predicted model, not a curated record. The transcript has 9 exons. Gene Ontology annotation, cellular component: mitochondrion. Lineage: Eukaryota; Fungi; Ascomycota; Sordariomycetes; Glomerellales; Plectosphaerellaceae.
AUGGCUCCUCUUCAGACCGCCGUGCGGUCGACCCCUAAGGUUGCUCAGAACUUAUUGCGAAGGCAGCCGAUUUCCGACAUUGCAAUCACGCGGACUGGCAAACCCAUUCUACGAACCCAGGGCGGAAGAUCCUCCCUCGGCGGCCACACAGCCACCGUUUUUGGUGCAACGGGCCAGUUAGGACGCUACAUCGUAAACAGAUUGGCUCGCCAGGGAUGCACCGUCGUUGUGCCAUUCCGCGAAGAGAUGGCCAAACGCCAUCUCAAGGUUACCGGUGACCUUGGCCGUAUCGUCUUUGUUGAAUACGAUCUGCGUAACACCGAAUCAAUUGAGCAGAGCGUCAGGCACUCAGACGUUGUCUACGACCUGGUUGGCCGAAACUAUCCCACCAAAAACUUCUCUCUUGAGGAUGUCCAUAUCGAGGGUACCAAGCGAAUAGUCGAUGCCGUGGCCAAGUACGACGUCGACCGUUACAUCCACGUCUCUAGUCACAGCGCGAAUCUUGACUCGCCUUCCGAAUUCUACCGCACCAAGGCUCAGGGCGAGCAAAUUGCACGCAGCAUUUACCCCGAAACCACCAUCGUUCGGCCUGCCCCUCUGUUCGGUUUCGAGGACAACCUUCUUUUGAAGCUUGCUUCCGUUCUGAAUCUUCUUACGGCGAACAACAUGCGCGAGCGCUUUGCUCCUGUCCACUCUAUCGACGUUGGUCAUGCUCUUGAGCUUAUGCUCUACGACGAUAACACUGCAGGACAGACUUUCGAGCUCCACGGACCCAAGACGUAUGCCAUGUCUGAGAUUGCGGAGAUGGUCGAUCGGGAGAUUUUUAAGCACCGCCGCCACAUCAACGUCCCCAAAAGCCUGCUGAAGCCGAUCGCCGGCCUUCUUAACAAGGCCCUUUGGUGGCCUACAUUGUCCGCCGACGAGAUAGAGCGCGAGUUCAUCGAUCAGGAAAUCGAUGAGACGGCUAAGACAUUUAAGGACCUCGGCAUCGAGCCCGGUGAUAUCAGCAAGUUCACAUACCACUACCUGCAAGGGUUCCGUAGCGGCAAUUUCUACGAUUUGCCGCCUGCGACUGAAAAGGAGAAGAGGGAAGAGCGAAAGUAUCUGCAUGUUGGCGAUGAGCUGUGA